Messenger RNA from Botrytis fragariae, 1194 nucleotides. RefSeq lists its product as uncharacterized. Bases 1 to 1194 code for a protein of 397 amino acids. The transcript has a single exon. Lineage: Eukaryota; Fungi; Ascomycota; Leotiomycetes; Helotiales; Sclerotiniaceae. The record is from RefSeq and is a predicted model, not a curated record.
AUGGGCAAAUUGACGACACCCGAAGAGCGCGCAGCAGAAUUGCGCGCUCGACUUUCUGGUCAGGUUCCAAACCGAACCUCCAGAAAGGGCAAUCGAGUAGCCUCCAACCUCCCAAACCCAAUGCUUGCUGCAGCGCUCCAUGCUGCAUCUCGUGACGCAAAUGGGGCUGAGCUUUCUCCCGUGGAAGCUCGCUUGGUCCAGAUGCUUAAGACAUUUGCAACUGACCAGGAAGUUGCUGGGUACGGAAAAAUGUACACCGAGACCAAAGACCAAGCUGGUAAAGGUACUUUGAGUGGUACUAUUUUCUCGGGCGUUGCUCUCAAUAUGAAUGCGGAUACACCAUAUACUGAUAGAGAUAUGGUUGCCGAUGCGAGAGCAAUGACGGCGGACUUGCUCGCAAUGCCUGAAAAUAAGAUUAUAGACAUCACAACGAUUGAUACGGAAUGCUCUGAUAGCGCCGACUACAUGGAAGCGCUUACUGGAGCAGGAAGUGGAAUUACUGUGCUCAGUGCACCAAAGACCGAAGAAAACAGUCUCAAGUCGAACCCUGUCACAAAUGUUUCCAGCGCAUUUACAUUGAAUUUCGCAAGGUUUAAAUGUCACCGUAAACAAAGCGAUUCUUUCACCGGCCCCAAAAAUGAGAUCUAUUGGGCCGUUGCAUGUGGCUCCGAUAAACGGAGCAAGAAAAGUUUCAAGACAAGCGAAUAUGGGAGCAUCAACAGUGGAGAUACACGCAAUAUGGACGUUGAAUACUUUUACGGCGAGGUGGAGGAGUUUUUGGCAGGACAUAUCGAGUGCUGGGAAGCGGAUGAUAGUGGUAACAGCUUCUACAACAGAAUGGUGCAGACUUUGAAAGAUAUCUCCGACUUUUCUAUUGAGGCAGCUGUCAAUGCAAAUUCUGCUGACGAUUGGGGAGAUGAGUAUGGAUCGACAGGAAAGGCCGCAGCCAUUCUUGCGCUAGUUGGAAUCUGUGGGAGACUUGUUGCAGCUCUCCUUGAAUGGUUGACAAAUGACGACGACUUGGUCUUCCGACGUGAAAUCGCCUUCACAAGAUCAGCAUUAGCAGUUUGGGGUUCACGGCCCAAUCGCGAAUUAUCAUUCAUGUUUGAUGGGGGAAGCCAAGGGAAGCAUGAAUUGUGGAUCAAGUGUUUUGUACCCAUGGAUGGGCGCAAGCCAGUACCUAUCGAUGGAUAA